Molecule: messenger RNA, 919 nt
Organism: Glossina fuscipes
Lineage: Eukaryota; Metazoa; Arthropoda; Insecta; Diptera; Glossinidae
Product: transmembrane protein 256 homolog
Exons: 3
Coding region: 222-782 (186 amino acids)
Source: RefSeq, a predicted model, not a curated record
AUAUAUAUAUAUGUCUAUCAUAGAGUGCUUUGUUUAAUGUGAAGUCAGAAUAGUAUGUUUUUCUUGUCAAUCGUUUCCUAGCACUUUCACGUCAGAUAAUUUCAUAAAUUUACAGAUAAUAUUACAUUUUUUCAUUUAAACAAUAAAUUUUGUGUUGAAAACGAAAACUUAAAGACAUAUCGAAAACUUUGCAAAAAUAGAAAUAGGAACACAACAGCGAAAUGACACUUGGUGAGGUUUUGCAUUACAUUGUUAUUGGCAAUCCAGUGAGCAGUGCACUUAUUAAUACGACGUCAUCAUUGUUAAGUAAAGGUGGUGGGAAGAAUUUUACGGUAAAUAACGAGCUUGAAAAACUAUAUAUUCCAGAAAUGCCCGAAAAAAUAGUGAAUACUACAAAACAGGUUUUAACAACCUCUUAUCCCAUGUUAUGGAGAUUGGCUGGGCGAAAUUACAAUUUUAUUAGAUUGGCUGGAUUAAGUGGAGCAUCGGCCGUAAUAUUUGGAGCCAUUGGCAGCCAUGAACUUGUUCUACCGGAAAAAGGAGAAUUAAAAACUGUUUUUGAAACAGCCAAUCGCUUUCAUUUCUUUCAUUCUAUUGCUCUCCUAGCUGUGCCUUCGACCAAGCAUCCUGUUGUUACUGGCUCUCUUAUGAUUAUUGGCACUGCUCUGUUUUGCGGUGCGCUUUAUUAUCGCGCUUUCACUGGAAAUAAACCACCAUAUCCACGUCUUGCUCCAUUAGGAGGUUCCUGCCUUAUAGCCGCCUGGUUAUCGCUUAUUCUGUAAAACACAGUUUUAUCCUUUUUUGCGAAAGUAAAAAAAAUAUGUAUUAGUCGUAUUUCUUAAUGCCUUUGUUACUGGCAUUUUAAUAAUACUUAUUUUUCGUCUGUCUUAUCAAUAAAUUUUUUUUGUUAUUCGGUUAA